Ixodes scapularis (black-legged tick) is the source of this 801-nucleotide messenger RNA. RefSeq names its product chorion peroxidase-like. Lineage: Eukaryota; Metazoa; Arthropoda; Arachnida; Ixodida; Ixodidae. Gene Ontology annotation, biological process: response to oxidative stress. Bases 1 to 801 code for a protein of 266 amino acids. The transcript is spliced from 5 exons. The record is from RefSeq and is a predicted model, not a curated record. Gene Ontology annotation, molecular function: peroxidase activity; heme binding.
AUGGUGAAUGGAGAAGAACUUCUACUGCCGAGUUCAAACCCUGAGAGUGACGGGUGCAGCCUACCGAGCGAAAAUCAAAUUUGCUUCACAUCGGGUGAUGGCCGAGUUAACUUUACUCCAGGACUCACUGUGAUACACACCCUAUUCCUGCGGCAACACAACCGAAUCGCAAAAAUGUUGCGGUCUGUAAACAGUGACUGGGACGACGAAACGUUGUUCCAAGUUGCAAAACGCAUCGUGGAGUCCCAGAUCCAACAAGUGUUCUACGGAGAAUGGCUGCCAACGUUCGCAGGCCGUGACGCAGUCGAAAAGUACGACUUGUUGCCGCUGCAGUCUGGAUUCACGACGUACGACGGCGCCGUGGACGCCACCAUGAUUGACGAGUUCUCUUCGGCGGCCUUCAGGAUGGGGCACUCCCUCGUCAGCGGCAGGUUUCUCCGAGUAGGCGCAGACAAUCAACAGCAAGUCGGUCAACUAAGAGACUGGUACUUACGCCCGUUUGACUUGUACCAAAACGGCUUGGACGACACAAUGCGUGGCAUGCUACUGACCCCCAUGGCUGCCUUCGACAGGUUUGGAAGCGCCGACAUGAACGAGUACUUCUUCAAGGAACAAGGGAACAACUUCGGCUUUGACAUAUUCUCCAUCGACGUUCAGCGGGGACGGGACCAAGGCGUCAGAGGCUACACGGACUACGUUGAGUUCUGCAGUGGAGUCAAGAUAAACACGUUCGAAGACCUCUACCUGAAGAAUCUGAUGUCCAAGGAGACGGCGGGAAUAUUUCAGAGCCUUUACAAGUAA